Messenger RNA from Drosophila miranda, 4166 nucleotides. RefSeq names its product tropomodulin (gene tmod). The transcript is spliced from 10 exons. The record is from RefSeq and is a predicted model, not a curated record. Gene Ontology annotation, molecular function: tropomyosin binding. Gene Ontology annotation, cellular component: myofibril. The coding region runs from base 481 to 2121 and encodes 546 amino acids. NCBI's taxonomy places the organism in Eukaryota, Metazoa, Arthropoda, Insecta, Diptera, Drosophilidae. Gene Ontology annotation, biological process: myofibril assembly; pointed-end actin filament capping.
CACAAAUGCAGUGAACACCGCCCCGAGAGGAAGCAUCGAAUGCACUACAUCCCCAAGAUCAGAGGAUCCCAGAGGAUCCCAUCGUAAACCGUUAACCAUUAACCGAUAACCCCGUAGGAGUAUAUCUAUCUAUCGUCCAGGAAAACGUGAUCGCGCAGUGAUCGUGAAGUGAGGAACGGCGCCCCCCACUUGUUUAUAUAAUAAUCAGCGGCUGCCAAGAGCCAAAAGUCAAAUACCGAAAAAGUAUAUUCAAUUCUGGCCGACCCGAUUCUUUUCAGGCAACGAAAACGAAAAAAACAAAACGAGAAAUAUCUCUUGUUGUUGUGUGUGUAAUUGUUGUACCAGUGAGUGCCAGUGCGUGUCAGUGGAUCGAUCCGGAGAGGAGAACGAACCAAGUGAAAGUGCUCCAAAGAAACCGCAAGAAAAACGAGUCAAAACCCCAGGCUAAGCCAAGAAAAUCCCCACAAAUCCUGUCUAAUCAUGUCGGACAUUGAGGAUGUCUUUGGUGGCUCCGCCGAGGAGGCCAAGCCCGAGCCGGACGCGGAUGUGGAUGCGGCUGCGGAAGCCAACGCCAACGCCGAUACCGAAAGCAAGAGCAGCGUCGUCACCGAACGGACCGAGGAGGUCAUUCCUGGGGAGACCGAGAAAAUGAUCACCGAGACCAUCGACGAGGAUGGAGACGUUGUCGAGGAGACAACUGAAGUCACCCGCAAGACGGUCAAGAGAACCAUGAAAAUCACUGAGACUUCAGCCACCACAAAGACAACCACGCUCACGACGCCCGCCAAGCUGUAUGGCAAGGAUCUGAGCGAGUACGAUGAUGUGGAUGUGGAGAGCCUGCUGGCCCAGCUCUCGCCUGAAGAGAUCACCAUACUGGCCAAAGAAGUGGAUCCUGAUGACAACUUCCUGCCGCCUGACCAGCGCUGCAGCUACGAGUGCAGCAAGGAUGCCACCGGGCCGCUCAAUCGCAAGCAGCUGAUCGAGCACAUCAACAAGCAGGCCAUCGAGACGCCCGACGAGCCCGAGUUCGAGCCGUAUGUCCAGGGCAAGGUGCGCGGCAAGAAGUGGGUGCCCCCGCCGAGGGAUGCCCGCGAGAUCGAGGCCGAGGAACAGAUCGCCAUCGACAUGGGCGACGAGUACGAGCACGCGCUGAACGACGCCACGCAGGAGGAGAUCAUCGAUCUGGCCGCCAUCCUGGGCUUCCACUCGAUGAUGAACCAGGACCAGUACCACGCCUCGCUGCUCAACAAGGGCCAGCCCGUGGGCAUGGGCUGGGACGGCAUCACAAAGUCCACGCAGCAGAAGCUCUUCCCCAUGGACCCGCCCAACGCCACCGAUGUGGAGGAGUCGAUCAAGCGCGUCAAGGACGACGACUCCAAGCUGGUCGACUUGAACUUGAACAACAUAAAGAACAUCUCGGACGAGAAGCUCGAACAACUCUUCGCCGCACUGCCUCAGAACGAACAUCUGGAAGUCCUCUCGCUGACAAACGUCGGCCUGACUGACAAGACAGCUCUCCUGCUCGCGGAGGCGAUCGAGAAGAGCAAAACCCUGAGAGUAUUAAACGUCGAGACCAACUUCAUCAGUCCGCCCGUGAUUGUGAAGCUGGUGCAAGCCCUGCUCAAGUGCCACACCAUCGAGGAGUUUAGGGCCUCCAAUCAGCGAUCUGCGGUGCUGGGCAACAAGAUCGAGAUGGAGAUCACCGAUCUGGUGGAGAAGAACCCCUCGCUGCUGCGACUCGGCUUGCAUCUGGAGUUCAACGAUGCCCGCCACCGCGUGGCCGCUCACCUCCAGCGCAACAUCGACAGAAUCUUCCGCGUCCAGAAGCUCAAGCCGCAGCUGCCGAAGCUGAUAUUGCCCGGCAACAUGGAGAUCGAGCGCGAGAGCCAGUAUCCGGUCUCGGCCACGCCCACGCCGUCGCCCUCGCCAUCGCCGCAACCGCCGCCGGACUACGAUGUGGAGGUCGAUCCCGACAACAUGGUCAUCCGCGGCGGCGGCGGUGGCGAUGCCUUCGAUCCGGAAUUCGACCCGGACAACAUGGUGGUGCCCGGCAGUCGGUCCGUCACGCCAAACUACGACGACGAGGGCGUCUAUCAAGCGCACACUAAGAAAAGAUCUUGAGUUGCGACUGCAGUUCAGAUUUUUCAAUAAUCUGCAUAGAAAAUCGACAAGAAUUCAAUAGGAGAUCAGCAUCAACCAAAGAAAUCAAACUAAAACUAAACCUAAACCAUUUUUAAAGCGUUUUGUAAUCUAAAUAUAACGAAAGAAAGAAAGAAAAUUAAGGACAGGAAAGAAGAGUACAGAAAGGAAGAAGAAACCCCCCAAAAUAACAACGAAAAAACGUGUAUAAAAUAAUAUAAAUAUAAAAGGAAGGAUAAAGUCCAAGUCGAACCAUAUCUGCGUACAUAUAUAUUCUAGAGAGACUCUUACUAAGCAAAAAGAAAACAAAAGCGAAGCGAAGCAAAUAAAACCCAAAGUGAAAGUGAAAUAUCAUUAUACGUACGAGUAUAUACGAGUACCACCUUAAAAAUACAUACUAUGUUUGAAGAUAUGUUCGAGGUCGAGUCGAGUCGAGGCCUCUUCUAAUCCCAGCAGAAAUCGUUUAGGCGAUCCACAUUUGUACGUGUUACGUGUAUAAUUUUCUCUAAUGCUUAACACAGGAAUUAAACUGCGAUGUAUGAUCUAAGUGAAUCCCCCACCAUCACCAGAACCAAAGAGACGAACCCGUUAACAAUUAAAAUACUCAAAUUAGCGAACAGAAUAGAAUGUUUGACAUAAUUUCAUAAUUCAAUAAGAACAACUAACAGUAGCAGGAGCAGCAGCAGCAGCAGCAACAGCAACAGCAACAGCAACAGCAGCAGCAGCAGCCUCAUCGUGUGUCCUUCGGCGAACAGUUGUACGCGUGAAACGCCUGAAUCAGCGUAAAUAAAAAGACAACAUAAAGAGCAGCAACCAAGCAACCAACCAACCAGCAACCAGCAACACGAUGCCACAUGAAACCAAGAACAGAAAUAAAGGCAGAAAACCAUCUCUAUGUGUGUGUGUUGUGUGUCUUUGUUUGUCCAGCUUCUGAUUACCACCAUAUUCUGAUUAACCAACCAACCAACAAACAAACAAACAAACAGCCACCCAAGCACAAGUACAACAAGAACCACACCACCAGCUUCAAGAAAAAGAACUACACUGGCCUCCCAUCCGAACCGAAGGACAAUGCCACACAAGUCCAAGUUCAAUUUGAAAGUCCCCACCAAAACAACCCAAACCCCGAAACAAACCAACCGACCAAUCAGCCAACCAGCUGUGAACUAACACCGAAGAAUGAUGUGUGGCCACUGCAUUGGACGUCAGCGUCGCAUGGGACACCUGACCAGGAACUACACCAUUGGCAUGUGGCAGUAGGAGGCGGUAGCUGUAAUCCAUUGGACACUGGACACUGGAACACUCAGAUGCUACCCUACACAUACAUACACACAAUAUAUGCUAUCAUGCAAUAGUCUAAACAUAAUGUUCUCAUAAUUGUUGUCGUUUUUACGAGGGGUUGUGCCCUGUCGAUCCCCGUUCAAUGUUUGUUGCGUUCUUCAGAUUGAUUUCGGUUCGAGUUUGUUGGUGUUCGGUUCACAUGCCUAUGCAUAAUCAUUUCUUUGUUACGUUUGUUGGGCGAAUAUUGAUGUCACACAUAGAUACACACACACACACAAAUACACGGAGAGGGAAGAGAGAGAGCCUGGUGCCAGGAGUCGAGUGGAAUGCGGACUCUAAAGAAAUUCUUUCCUUAAGCAAUUGCUCUUGACGUUUACGCUGCAGCCUCAUACACGCCCUGUGCGCAGAUAAUUUUCUAUAUUUUAUUCUAUUUUAUUAUACAAUCUGUCCUCCUUUUAUACAGCACUACCACCCAUUUGCGGGGUAAUGCUUCACGAUUUUUAGUUUUAGUCGCACGAUUGAGGAGUAUCUUCAUGGAUGCAUGCAGUGCACACACACACAUAAACAUAAUACUUACAUAUAUACACUACUAUAUAUAUAUGAUACAUAUAUAGCCAUGGUCUCUGAAACAAUUACUGCUAUUGAAUUAUGAAAUUUGCUUAAACAUAAAUUUAACUUAUGGUUAAACACACAAAACAAAACAUACACUACAAUACAAAUGAAAUACAAACGAUUGUAUAACGUAA